Phymastichus coffea is the source of this 4356-nucleotide messenger RNA. RefSeq names its product mucolipin-3-like. The transcript has 5 exons. The coding region runs from base 540 to 2528 and encodes 662 amino acids. The record is from RefSeq and is a predicted model, not a curated record. Lineage: Eukaryota; Metazoa; Arthropoda; Insecta; Hymenoptera; Eulophidae. Gene Ontology annotation, molecular function: NAADP-sensitive calcium-release channel activity. Gene Ontology annotation, cellular component: plasma membrane; lysosomal membrane.
UCAAGAUUUAAUCAAGUGACUUUACUGGUCUGUCAGUGUCAUGGAGUUGGAGAUUAUCACGAUAGUUUCCGCGUAGUCUAUACUAUAUAUAUAAGCGUCUAUGUGAGCGCAUAUACAUUUGUUGACUGUUAAAAUCAUAUUUCUGCUGAUUCCGUCGUGAGUCACUUGUUAUGCUGCUGGUCGCUGUGAUGUGAAGUGUGAACAACUGCGUAUGUUCAUUAGUUUAUCAGUUUACAUGAUAUAUUUUCCCCAACAAAAACACCGUGGUUUAUAUUCACUUCUUAUUAACAUUUUUAAUAUUUAGAUGGAUAUUUGUGACGUUUGAGAAACUGAAUAAGUAUUUCUUUAUCGCGGUCGACAGAUACAUAAAAAGCUGAAUGUAAAGAACAAAGGCCUUCUUCCUGAAAAUUUAAGAAUACCAGCUUUGCAAUUUGUUAUGUAGGUUCAAUUAUAUACUAGCUUUGGUGAAAUCUCUAUUUAUAUUGCCUAACAAUCUAUACAUUAGUUUAGAAAGUACUAAAUUAAAACAAUCUAGCAAAAUGGGUAGCGUACAACGUACAAAUUCUUGGAGUGAACCUCCAGAAAGUUCAGAAGAAAAUGAAAAUUCUUUACUGAAUACUACAUCAGGUGCAAAAUCUAGAGAUACACAAGAUGGAUCUUAUGAACAGAAUUCAUGCCAUGCUACAAGAUACAUGGAAGACAAAAUGCGUAGAAGAUUGAGAUUCUUCUUUAUGAAUCCUAUCGAGAAAUGGGAAGCUAAGCGAAGAUUUCCAUACAAGUUUAUAGUGCAAGUCAUAAAAAUAGUUUUGGUUACUGUGCAGCUUUGGUUAUUUGCUCAUAAUAAUUAUAUGCAUGUAAAUUAUACUUGGGAUAAUAGAAUAGCUUUCUCACAUUUAUUUCUCAAAGGCUGGGAUGCUACACAAGAAGUACCAGCUUAUCCACCUGCUACUGGACCAUUAGCUGUGUAUAAAAAAGAUGAUUUUUAUGAUACAAUAGAUUAUGCAUUGCAAGGGUAUUACAAUCUCAGCAAUGCAAUUGGCUCUUAUUCUUAUAAUACUGACAAUAACUCAGCAGGAGCUAUAGAUUUAUGUUUAACUCAUUAUAAAGAAGGGAUAAUAUUUGGAUUCAACGAAAGUUACAUUUUCAAUAACAAUAUAGAAGAAAAUUGCACAAAAAUUUAUCCAGAUAAUGGACAGCUACUGGGGUCAAGAAGAAUUUUGCAAAAUUUCAACAUGCCAAUAAAUUUUUCAGCUUUAAUAAGGGCAGAAUUAAAAUUUGCCCUGAAGACUGUAAAUCUGAAAGCGGCUGGACCAAUAACACCUCCAGACUGUUACAAGUUCAAAAUAAAAAUAAUAUUUAACAAUAAAGACUUUGACGGUCAAAUGUUGUUGUCUCUGGACGCAGAGCCGAUGAGGCUGGUGUGCCAAGGCGACACACAGUAUAUCACCGAUAAUCAAAUAGAAUCGGCGUUGCGCACAAUGCUAAACAUGCUUGUGAUAUUUAUAUGCAGUAUUUCGUUGGGCUUAUGUUCGCGAGCGAUUUGUAGAGCGCAGGUGCUCAAGUACGAGACUGUAAGAUUUUUUAAGAACGUCUACGGCAAAUCUCUUAGUUUAGAAAGCAAACUUGAGUUUCUCAAUCUGUGGUACGUAAUGAUAAUCAUCAACGAUCUGUUGAUUAUAAUGGGCUCAGCGAUCAAACAGCAGAUCGAGAAGAAACAGUACGGUAAGGACCACUGGGAUUUAUGCAGCAUAUUCUUAGGCACGGGCAACCUGCUGGUCUGGUUUGGUGUUCUGCGCUACCUGGGCUUUUUCAAGACCUACAAUGUAGUGAUACUGACGCUGAAAAAGGCCGCCCCCAAAGUGGCACGAUUCCUCAUAUGUGCGAUCCUCAUCUACGCUGGCUUCACUUUCUGUGGUUGGUUGGUUCUCGGGCCGUACCACAUGAAAUUCCGCUCGCUCGCCACCACUUCCGAGUGCCUCUUCGCACUGAUCAACGGCGACGACAUGUUUGCUACUUUCUCCAUCACCUCGUUCGAGUCUCCGACGCUCUGGUGGUACUCGCGCAUCUACCUCUACUCUUUCAUCUCGCUCUACAUCUACGUGGUACUCAGCCUGUUCAUCUCGGUCAUCAUGGACGCCUACGACACCAUUAAAAUGUACUACCGUGACGGCUUUCCCAAGAACGAUCUGCAAUUGUUCGUGUCGGUAUGCACAGACGAGGCCUCAAGCGGUGCCUACCGCGACGAUCCUGACGAAGACGCCGGAUUCUUCGACGAUCUCAUCAGCUGGUUGUGCUGCUGCCUGCAGCGCAAAAAGAACGCCUUCAAUUCCCUCGGCAGCUCUACCAGCACAGUCGGCGACUCCACUCUCGAGUCCACACAGGUAGACAUAAAGAAUGACGCUUCUCGGGAGUUUGCUGGGGUGAGAGCACAAAGAGCAAAAAGACCUACGGGGUCUUAUAGGGGGGGAGGAGAUAAAUGGCUCUCGCACAACGGUGGUGAGUACCCUAAAAGUCUGAGAAAGGUAUAGGGAGAAUAGAACAAAUAGAACUAGAACUAUAUAAAUAUUUGUAAUCGGCGAUCAAUCGCUAAAUGGCAAAUCAUUUUUUCAAAUUGUUCUUAUUUCCUCAAAAUCUUUUUUCGUGUACCAUUGAUACCAUUAUCUUAAGUAAACGAAGAAAUCCACAGUGGAUUGUAAUUUUAAUAAUUUUCCGUGAAAAUGUAAAGUAUUAAGCAAAUUCCUUCCACUCUAUUAGUCAAUUAUUUGGUGGAUAAUGGAAAUUUAUAAAUCUUUAACCUUGUUAUAACUUGUAAAGAGGUUUGAUAGAGUAUUUAUGUGAAUUAAAUGUGGAAAAUAUUUUUUAUUGAAAAGAUACGCUUUUAAUAACUACGCGAUUCUUCUCUUAUAUCUUAUUCCUUUUGAGUCUCUCCCCUUACUCUCUCGUUCAUUCGAUACAAUAAGAGUAAUCGACAGCUAACUACAGUGCGCCCUCUCCUUUUAUUAUGCUCGUACUAAUAAACUUACACCGAAUAAACUUAUGAUAAAGAUGUCUAUAUAUGUAAAUCAUUUUAAUGAUUGCAGAAUUACUAUCCCAGUAAGGAUUAUGGAAAUUUUCUAAUAAAAACUUUUGUAAAAGCGUAGUGAUUAAAACUCAGCAACAAUAAACCAAAAUACAUAUUUUUAUUUGAUGAAAAUGAAAUAGAAAAAAAUAUAUAUAAUCAAUAGUAAAACAUUACCUUAUUAUUUCAUAGUAUGCAAAUAACUUAAUUCACAUUGACUGGUUGUACAAUACUGAACAAUAUAUGUAAUGUAUAAAUGUUGACCCAAUGUUUAAUGUACAUCAUCAAAAUAUGACUCAAACAGCUAUAGACAUGUAAUUUUAAGCUAAUUAAUUUACAUAGAUAUUGUAUAUAAUACUGCUCGAGGCAGUUUCAUUGUUUACAUAAAAAUUAUAAAUUUGAAUUUAAAAUUAAUAAUUAAGACGAUCUUGGAACAUAUGAUAGGAAACUACUCAUAGAUUUCGUUAUUCUUAUUUAUGUGUACUUGAUAUAAAUAUAUAAUGCAGCCCUCUUUCGAAAUUACUUAAAGCAGAGAGUCUACGUCAGAUUAUUUAAAAGAAGUACAUAACCGAAGGAGAAUACCGAAAUCUACGAAAAUGUCUAUAACUACGAAUUCCUAUGUAUGUAUUUUAUAUAGGCUCCUGUGGCUUUGCAGAGAUAUUUUUACAAAACUAUGGUAAGGUGGCCCUACCAUCAACGAAAUUGUAUAAAACUAAAUCUAAUAUUUGCAUAAGUCACGAAAAGACUUGUAAGAUAAUUUACUUAUUAUUUGUAUAACUGUUACAUCACGAAAAAUAAGUGUUCUUCCGCAUUUGUUGAAACUAUGAGUGAAAUGAAUGAUUUAUGAAGUAUCGUUAGGAAAUGAGCAGAGUAAUACGUGAGUCAUACGUGAUUAAAAAACGUACUACAACUCUGAACACUUAUUUGGAAAUAUUUUUGCAGAAAUAAUAUGUCAUUCAUCCGUGAAAAAUUUACCCUCGUCGUAAUGAAGAUUCAUCUGAAAUGUUAUCAAUAAGUAGAUGCAUCAUAAAAUUUUUAUUUGUUAGCUUGUAAAUGCGAAUUAUCAAAUUUAUAUAACGGUCUGUUAUAAUAUCAAUUAAUGAUACUACUGUAACAACUAAAGAAUAAAAUUUUUUAUGUCUAUAUGAGUUGGCCUAAUUUGCGUUGAUGUUAACUCUGACAAGUCAUCCUCUGCUUUACUUAUAUUUGUAUACAAAGACUGUAAAGAGAAUUAGUAAUAAAUUAAACAUGCUAAAAGAACGUGAAAGAAUGACGAUUAGUCAUUAUUCAGUGCAGAA